This is a messenger RNA of Westerdykella ornata, 1498 nucleotides long. RefSeq lists its product as uncharacterized. The record is from RefSeq and is a predicted model, not a curated record. The coding region runs from base 336 to 1109 and encodes 257 amino acids. The transcript has a single exon. Lineage: Eukaryota; Fungi; Ascomycota; Dothideomycetes; Pleosporales; Sporormiaceae.
GUAGUCAUGCUCAUCAGGGCGUGGGAAACAUAAGAAACACGCAAUUCCACUCAAUCCGUGCCUCCAUCACCGACUUCCCAAUUCACUUACUUGCACCAAACGGCAAAUAGCAUUUGUGAAGCACCACCUGGUUCGAGACACAUCCUAGCCUCGAACAUUUAUACAUACAUAACCACAACGUCGACCACACACCGGAACCAUCACAACCCCCUGCCUCGGAUCGCUUCCCGCUGGCAGCCAUUGGUCCCUUGCACCAGUCAGACGUUUUGACUCACUCAGGCAUCACUUUUCCUGCCUACAAAUACAAAAAUAUUCCGGCUCCAAAAGAGAUCACCAUGCCGUCCUCAUCCCACCUCCGGUUACAGACCCCCUUCGAACCCUUCUCGGCUGAGACUACACGCUCGCACUUCAUUGCAACGCCUCCUCAGAAGAAGCAAAAGAUGUCCCUUACCCAAACAUACUACAUCGCGGCCACGGCCCGUUCGAAGCUGGGCCGGGAAGCAAUGCGACCUGACCAUGACCUCCGCCUGCUCGUAGGCCACGCCAAUCUUCUCGACUCCCUCAUGCUGGAGCUUGCCGAGGCAGAGAAGAAGCAGGAGGAGUGGUUCAACAACACUGUCCGCGAAGCCUCAAGAGGAAAGGAGUCACGGCACAUCCAGUGGGCAGACAGGAUAGCAGAGGAGGCGGAGGACGACUCGGACGCCGACUCGGAUGCCAGCUCGGAAUCAGACUUUUACGAUGAGGAGGGUGACUUCGACAUGAUUGCUGUACCCCGCCAUAUCGUCUCAGCACCGGUACAUAUCUCGACCACAGAAGUUUCAGAGGAAGAUGAGGAUGAAGAAGAUCAGUACGCCGACCUGGAGGACGACGAAGACUUGGCUCUCACUCGCGUUCCGUCACAAUCACCACCGGAGCUCGUACAUGACGAAGACUCCGACGACGAACAUUCCCCGCCCAACACCCCGCCACAACCCACUCUGCAAUUCUCGGAAAAGGAAGCCAUGCUCACAACAUCCUUCUACGACAAGAACGCACAUCCGACCUACCUCUCGGACGAGUCGGACUACAUAAUACAGAACUCAUCCGCUCCGCUCAUAACAAGCUAUUAAGGCCUACACCUGCAUCCUUCUCGACCUUACUAUUUGUUUCGAUACGAGCAUUUUGGCGAGCGAGUCGCGGAUUUUCUAGCAUGGCGCUUGGGCGGGCACGAUAUCACAACUCAUUUCUUUGGUUUGCUUUUCUUUAUUAUCACGCAGCGCAAAAAGCUGCUAUGAGGCACUCUACUCAAUCCAGACUAGAUGCAUGGAUACCAUUGAGGGGAAUAUUCGGUUUUCUUUUUUCAGCAUGAGCAUUCGGGGCUCCAGAUCUCCCACAUUAUGGUUGAGACUCCCCCACGUAGGAUAGGAAUUCAAAGAUCAUGAUCAUCAUCUCAACAAUCGUCCAAGUUGUCUGCCGUGCUCGCAUCGCGAUGAUACCCUGUCCCCGCAUACUUUGCACA